This is a messenger RNA of Cyphomyrmex costatus, 1281 nucleotides long. RefSeq lists its product as uncharacterized. The coding region runs from base 169 to 1281 and encodes 370 amino acids. The record is from RefSeq and is a predicted model, not a curated record. NCBI's taxonomy places the organism in Eukaryota, Metazoa, Arthropoda, Insecta, Hymenoptera, Formicidae. The transcript has 6 exons.
CAAGAAUGUUAUGACGACGGCAACGAGUUUUGCUUCAAUCAAAACGACAUACUUUCCGUGGAUCUUUUACCUGGAUCGUUUUUAUUCAACGAUCAGUACAAAAACAACGUUCCUAAAACAGUGAUAAACGAAACCGUGGAUGGUUCAUUCGACAGAGCCUUAAACGAGAUGGAAUAUCAUAGGAAAAGAAUGAAUGAGUAUCUUUGUCAUGGCUACAUAGCGGAAGAAAUUUUUAAAGAAGUGAGCACUCCUAGAGUGAAGCGACAUCCCGAAUCAUCGUCAUCCAAUUUAAAUCACAACUUCUUAAGCGACGAUAAUGUUACAAUACACGAUAAACUUUUAGCGGAUGAAGGAAGCACAAAAUACAAAAACUGGUUGCAAAGAAUGACGACACUAAACGAUGUGUAUCGACAUUAUGCGCCUCAUAAAAUAAUAAAAAAGAAACAGGAUAUUCAGCACGAUGAUAUUGAGGAGUUCGAUGGCGAAGUGACGGGAUACGCGAUGCAAGCUCCUCUGCCAUCGAACGGAAAAGUUGGCAUUUAUGAUCCCUCUCAUGAAGAUGACGUGCUACCAUCAUCAACGGGACAUCAUGCUUUUCAUUACGGAUCUUUGCUUGGCCAUCAUCACGGUGGUGAUCACUAUGGACAUCAUGCUGACUUCUUCCCAUUUGCUCACGAAGAAUACUAUUAUCAUCAUCAAGACCAUGAAGAGGAUCAUAAACCCUCUUAUUCCAAGGGAAAAGGCAGUGAACUCUCGCUUAAGGAAUUCUUCGAAAUUGCACUCACAGCACUUGCAUUCUUAUCAUUCGGAUUAUUCAUUAUUCAGCUUAUAUGUAAUGCUGCGGUAUUAAAAAAAUUUUGUUUUAAAAAUACGUACUUCUUUUCUAAAAUCAGUAGGCGAAGGAAGAGAGAUGCGAUUUAUCUUUCCUCAUCUACCAUUAGCAACGAGGACUUGAACGAAUUAGCCCAUCGCGUUUUGAGGUCCAUCGAAGCCGCAAUGGUUGCCGAAGCAGAUUCUGGUAAUUGUCUGCGCAGGAUACUGUGUGAAGAUAAUCAAUACUCCAAAGAAACUAAAGAUGAUCGCAGAAUUUGGAUUCCCGUUUGGAGCUUGGGCAUGAGUUGGUUGUCGGGUAGAAUGCUGUACAGGACUCCAUGGUCGGCAAUGUUGGAUUCUGUGAAGGCAUCCAUUCUAGGCUUGGGUGGAAUCGAUUGCGUCUCUUUCUACCCGGAAUGCGAUCUCGAGAGAGAAAGGAUUAAAAGGCGUCGUAGAAAAAAGAAAUAA